Messenger RNA from Periophthalmus magnuspinnatus, 4109 nucleotides. RefSeq names its product insulin induced gene 2 (gene insig2). Gene Ontology annotation, biological process: SREBP signaling pathway; cholesterol biosynthetic process; SREBP-SCAP complex retention in endoplasmic reticulum. Gene Ontology annotation, cellular component: endoplasmic reticulum; SREBP-SCAP-Insig complex. The record is from RefSeq and is a predicted model, not a curated record. Bases 220 to 942 code for a protein of 240 amino acids. The transcript is spliced from 7 exons. Lineage: Eukaryota; Metazoa; Chordata; Actinopteri; Gobiiformes; Gobiidae.
GGCUGUGCGGCGCCUCAGCUUACACUACCGGAAGUGGCUUCAUUGGCACAGAAAAACGGGUCUUACUGGAAUAAUUUUGAGUUUUUUGGAUCCAUCUAACUUUGAAAACGCUGGAAAUGUAUUAACGAACGAACGGAGGCUUUAUGUUAGCAUAAGGUCUGACAUGAGGCACUGACGUCCUCUGACGAUUUCUGUGCUCUGGACCAAACGUCCUGACCAAUGUCCCUCACACUGACCGCCAUGAGUGACAGCGCGGCAGGAGGAGAGCACUGGGCUGGGCCAGGGCAGGCGCCACGGCAACCACGCGGCCCCUACAUCUCCAUCAUCACCAAUAGGAGCACUAACCUGCUGAUCCGUGGUGCCCUGCUCUUCUCGGUGGGUGUUUUCCUGGCUCUGGUGCUGAACCUCCUGCAGGUCCAGAGGAACGUGACACUGUUCCCUCCAGAUGUGCUCAGCAGCAUCUUCUCCUCGGCCUGGUGGGUCCCUCCUUGCUGCGGGACGGCCUCAGCGCUGAUCGGCCUGCUGUACCCGUGCAUCGACAGCCGUUUGGGGGAGCCACACAAGUUCAAGCGUGAGUGGUCCAGUGUGAUGCGCUGCGUGGCCGUGUUCGUCGGGAUCAACCAUGCCAGUGCUAAAGUGGACUUCGCUAACAACGUGCAGCUGUCCCUGACCCUGGCGGCCCUGUCUAUUGGCCUGUGGUGGACCUUCGACCGGUCUCGCAGUGGCUUCGGCCUGGGUGUCACCAUCGCACUGCUCGCCACGCUCGCCACACAGCUGCUGGUCUACAACGGCUUGUUCCAGUACACGUCUCCAGACUUCCUGUACAUCCGCUCCUGGCUGCCUUGUAUCUUCUUCGCUGGAGUCAUCACCAUGGGAAACAUCGGACGACAACUGGCUUUGUACGAAUACAAGUUCAUCCAGGAGAAGAUGCACCAGGAUUGAGCAUUCAGGCCGGAGUUUGGUGCUUGUAAGACAUUUUUUGAACUCCGAGUCUAACUGCUCACUCUGGAACUCAGUAUUUCCAAACUCUCAUGGAACAAGGAAAUUAAAUUCUUUGGCUUUAUUUGGGACUAAAAAAUCAGCCAUUUUUAAAAGCAGAUCUGCAAUUCUGCUGGAGGAGGCUGGUCAGACUGUCAACCAAAACAAUAUAAACGUCUUCAGUAUCAAAGCCUCAGGAUGUAACGCACAUUCUAUAGGUUGUGUUCACGUCACAUCAGAAACAUUUUAUAAUCCGUAUAGUUUAAGACUGAGCUGGAGGACAGGUCUUAAUACUGUGGUGGAAUUUGCUGUGUGACUGUCAGAUUGCAGAUUUGUUGACCUGGUUUUUGGUUAAUGUCUAUAAUUACUGGAUCUUUCCACAUGAAACAAAAACUGGCACAAAGUUCAACGUCUUAUUAAAACUAAGAUUAAACUAAACUGAAAAUCAAAUUACUUUUUCAUAAUAGUUUCAGAAGUGGAGCCAUUAUUCAACCACAGUGAUGUGAUUGUUGUCAGUUGAAAGGACUUUAAGACUUUUGUGGAGCCAAUCCUGAACUAAAAUAAUAAGGUUCAAUAUUAGUGGAUCUUUCUAAAACAGUGACUCUCCCAUAGAGUUAUACAGGCCCCUGCCCUCCAUCUGAAAGUAUGAAAUUAUAGAACGUGAACACAACCUAUUAGUAUCUAUAUGAUAUUCUUCUACAUUCAGCUGUUCAGAUGCAGUGUUACAGGAUGCCAUUUUAUUACCAACACUGGCUGGACUAGCAUGAACUGGUACUUUUAUAUAGAGGUGCAUGGUCUAUAUAGUUAUCUAUAAAUUGUUUUGUUUUUUUAAGAUAUGCAAAAUUAGAAUAUAAUUUUUUUAAACUACCAAACAUUUACAAAACCUGAAAAAGUGAUUUGGCUGUAAUCAAAGAAAUGCUCCUCUGUGUUUUCAAAGUUUACCAUUGUAACAUUUAUAUACCAAAGCAUAUGUGUCCCAGUCUAUUUUCUGAGCAAAAUUUAAACAAUUAAAACUAAAGUAUACACACAUUUUAAUCACAUUUUGGUUAAACUGAAGAUACUGUAUUAUUAUUAUUAUUAUUAUUGGUAAAUUAUACAGUAUGUCAAUUUUGUCGUCCUCUUUCUAUGAUGCUUUUCAGUUUUGGCAUGUUUAAUACUCUUAGUACUAAAUGUAUAUAUAUAGAUUUUCAAAAGGGACACGAAUUUUAGCCAGUUUGUCGCACAUAUUUGAAACUGUAAUUUUUCUACUUUUAUAAAUGCCACUCAAACAGGUUUUCAAUUUUAAAAUAGGUGCUGAGUGCUUCAUUUCACCAACACAUUUAAAUCACAAUUAUUAUUAGAGCUUAGGAUCAAACAUCAAAGGCAUUAUAUAACUGGCCAGAAAAAAGUCAUAGAAAAAAACGAUUAUUCCACCACGACCACUUUUGCGGCGCACUUCUGGUUAAGUGGGAAUAUCAUUCAUUUCCAUGGAGAAUUAUAAAGUAGGUUGAUUUGUGUAAAAUGUUCAAUGUUCAUGUGACCAACAACUCAACAAUGCACCGAUUCUCUGGGAGACUUUAAAAUGGCUUUGUAGUCCACAUAGAACUUAUUUUCUGUGAACACUGACAGCCCCAUAUAAAAUAAUACAACCCAAAUGAUGAUGGCAGCACCCACUGCAGCUGACUGGAGAAAGGUAAAUACUAGUUUUGAAUCGUAAUGUGCCGUCAGGACCAGUGGACCUGUGGAUUACACAGGCCUGGGUGCAGACAAAACUGAAAAGUUUCAAAGGGGUGCAAAGACAUUACUCUUGCGUUAGGUGUCAUUAUUUUGCACCUCUCUAGACCCGGGCCUGGGAUUACACGUCAGAUGGCGACAUGUACAAGUGAAAGUACUUGUCUAGUGAAGACAGCGGUGGUCAGUGAGGUGCUGGUGUUUUCAUACAGUCUAUAUGCAGUUACUUGGGUUAUAGCCUAAAGAGAAAACAUAAAUGUGUCUAUUAUAGUCAUGUCCACUUGUUGAUGGUGCGUCCUGACUCGGCACAUGCACUCAUGUGGUCGUAUCUAUCAGCUGAUGCAUUGAGAUGGGUAUUUUAUGCAUUAUGCUGCAGGAUGUUGAUGUGUGAGGAAUUGUAUAAUGGAAAAUCUUAAGCAGUAAGGCAGUUUGCAUAGUCAACAAAAGCACUAAAUGUUGUGAAGGAUGAGCAGGAUAUGUGUUCUCCAUGCAUUAAAACAGGCUGGCUGAGCCCCGCCUCCUCCAGCGCACCGCUGCAGGUGAGCGCAUCUAUAGCGCUACAGAUUAUUCUAUCUGUAAAUAUGGGCUCCUGGCCCAGGUCCCGAGGCCACAGUCCAACAUGAAGACUAAGUUUAGUAUUUACCAUCUUAAAAUCUCAAUUGGGAUCAUACAUGCAGAACUGACAAGUAUCACAGUUUUUAAAAAUAAAAACACCAAAUAGAGCUGCUAAGCUGAGCAGCACCUGUGGACUAAAAAAAAGAGUGAGGGGAGGAGAAGAGGUGUGUAGAGGUAUAAGGAACCAUGUGAUUGAUCUAACAGGUAUCCACACUUUAAACUCCGCCCCUGUAGCCAGGUGGUUGGAAUCAGAAACACCUGUCUGUAAUCAUGUGAGGUCACAUAGUACUUGAAAUUGGAGGUCAUUGGAGGCAGCACGCACCCGGUUUAUGACCAGAAAGCUGCGUAUACCUUUUCCACUAAAAUUGCCAAAAAAUGAAACAGUAACAGUAAACAUUAUUAUUAUUAAAACACCAUAUACACAGUUUAUUAUCACAAAAAGUGGAUUUACUGUUUAGUUCCACUCUAAAAGUCUUAAAAUGUCUUCUUUAAAUGUCCACAAACCAUUCAAAAAUCCAGAAAAUUUCAUACUGUAGGACCAUACUCAUACAAUGUUUAUUUAUAGUCCUCUGUGUCUAACACAACUUGUACAGAUGUAACAGUUUCUAGUAUUAAAGAGUUUGAGUUGAAAACCAGUGGUUCCAGGUGAUGUCAAAUAACAGUAUGGUUUUGUAUCCUAACAUGUUUGUGGUUCAUGUUGAAUACAGUAAGAAGGGACAAAACAAAAACAUAAACGAGAUGCUAGACCUCAGCAUGUGAAAGCUGUUGUGUUAUUACGAUGUUAUUAAAGCUCUGUUUGAUAAGUC